Molecule: messenger RNA, 453 nt
Organism: Aspergillus novofumigatus IBT 16806
Lineage: Eukaryota; Fungi; Ascomycota; Eurotiomycetes; Eurotiales; Aspergillaceae
Exons: 2
Coding region: 1-453 (150 amino acids)
Source: RefSeq, a predicted model, not a curated record
AUGCAGCUUAUCAACAACGCCGUCUACGCCGUUACUGUGCUGGCCACCCUUGCGGCAGCCGUCCCUGGCCCAAUUGUCGCUAGGGGUGAGGAGUUCCCCGUCUUCAAUGGCGAGAAAUCCGUCAUGGUUUCAACCGAGCCCUCUGCGGAGACCGGCAACGUCUUGGUGGCCAUGGCCGAAGGGGACGUCGACUGCAAGGGCUCUGCCUUUUGCGAAAGACUCGGCGGGAGCUGCGACGAUGCUUAUCGCAAGGUGAUUCCCAGCAAUACCUACAGCACCUACCUCGAUGGCACCUGCGGUCUUUUUCUCGGCGGCUCCCACUGUGAAGUCAUGGGCCAGGAUUUGAUGGACGCCUACAAUGACAUUCGCAACCGAGGCCAUUGCGCCCAUUGCGGACGCAAGCAGAUUGCCAACGGCUGCAUGAUCAAGAUUGACCGGGUGACGGGUUGCUAA